AUGCCUUCCAGCGGCCGUUGGGAGCGGAAACUACAAAACUACGAUAAAACUGCAUUGCUUCUUACGUACGAACCUCUUCUUGGACCUCCAAACCCGCCACCGCUUCCGCCAUUGGAAGAAGAUGAAAGAGAACUUUGGGCACCGAAACCACCAUUGGUGAAUGGACGACGUGUUGCUCCAAAAGCACCGCCGAAACCACUACCGCCUCCAAAACCAGCAGAUUGUCCGCCAGCGUUAUAG
Molecule: messenger RNA, 240 nt
Organism: Caenorhabditis remanei
Lineage: Eukaryota; Metazoa; Nematoda; Chromadorea; Rhabditida; Rhabditidae
Exons: 2
Coding region: 1-240 (79 amino acids)
Source: RefSeq, a predicted model, not a curated record